CUCUGUUUUCUCUCCCAAGUGGGGGUGGGUAGAGAAGAUGUAUAUAUAUAUAUAUAUAUAUAUUUUGAUAACCCAGUUCAUCAAAAUCAAAAUCAAAAUCAAAAUCCCAGAUCUCAUUCAUAGAAAUCAAUUACCUUUGUUCAUCUGAAAGGAAACGAGAUGGCAACUCUUAGUAGAAUCGGUCUUGCUGGUCUUGCAGUCAUGGGUCAAAAUCUCGCCCUAAACAUAGCAGAAAAAGGUUUUCCAAUUUCAGUUUACAAUAGAAGUUCUUCAAAAGUUGACGAAACAGUUGCCCGAGCCAAGCAAGAAGGAAACCUUCCUUUAUAUGGUUUUCACGAUCCUGAAUCCUUCAUUCUCUCAAUCCAAAAGCCACGAGUAAUCAUAAUGCUAGUCAAGGCCGGAUCACCAGUAGACGACACUAUUAAAACAUUAUCAGUCUAUUUGGAACAAGGAGACUGCAUAAUCGACGGUGGUAACGAAUGGUAUGAAAACACGGAGAGAAGAGAGAAAGCCGCUGCUGAAUUGGGUCUUCUCUACCUCGGAAUGGGAGUUUCAGGUGGAGAAGAAGGUGCUAGAAAUGGACCUUCUCUAAUGCCUGGAGGAUCUUUCGAAGCUUAUAAACAUAUCGAAGAUAUCCUUCUUAAAGUAGCAGCUCAGAUUGAAGACAGUGGUCCUUGUGUAACCUACAUUGGUAAAGGUGGUUCGGGGAAUUUCGUGAAGAUGGUUCAUAAUGGAAUUGAAUAUGGUGAUAUGCAGUUAAUCUCUGAAGCUUACGAUGUUCUUAAAUCCGUUGGCAAGCUUUCGAACGAGGAAUUACACCAAGUCUUCUCCGAAUGGAACAAAGGAGAGCUUUUAAGCUUCUUGGUUGAGAUUACAGCUGAUAUAUUCUCAAUUAAAGACGAUAAAGCAGAAGGGCAUCUCGUAGACAAGGUGCUCGAUAAAACUGGCAUGAAAGGAACAGGAAAAUGGACAGUUCAACAAGCAGCCGAGCUUUCCAUCGCUGCUCCGACAAUCGCCUCCUCUUUAGACUCAAGAUUCCUUAGUGGGUUAAAGGAAGAACGAGUUUUAGCAGCUAAAUUGUUCGAUGAAGUCAUCAUCACCGAUGAUCAAGUUUUCGUCGAUAAAAAACAACUAAUCGACGACGUUCGUCAAGCUCUUUACGCGUCGAAAAUCUGCAGCUACGCGCAGGGAAUGAACUUGAUUCGUUCGAAAAGUGAGGAAAAGAAUUGGGGAUUGAAGCUGGGGGAGCUUGCUAGGAUUUGGAAAGGUGGCUGUAUUAUUCGCGCGAUAUUUUUGGAUCGAAUUAAGAAGGCUUAUGACAGGAACUCGGAUUUGGCUAACCUUUUGGUUGAUCCUGAAUUUGCAAGUGAGAUUGUUGAAAGACAAGCUGCUUGGAGGAGAGUUGUAUGUCUUGCUAUUAAUGCUGGAAUAAGCACACCUGGUAUGGCUACUAGUCUUGCUUAUUUCGAUACUUAUAGAAGGGAAAGUUUGCCUGCGAAUUUGGUUCAGGCGCAAAGAGAUUAUUUCGGAGCUCAUACUUAUGAGAGGACUGAUAUGCCUGGUUCGUUCCAUACCGAAUGGUUUAAGCUCGCUAAACAGGCAAACAUGUGAGUUUUUUGUGUUCUUUGCAAGUAAUAAAUGUGUUUGAUGUUUGUGUAUUGUUAUUUAUAUUGUUGUGUGAACUAUUUUAUUGAGAAAAAUGUCAUCUUUUAUCUAUUUGUUGAAGUGAUUAUG
Impatiens glandulifera is the source of this 1734-nucleotide messenger RNA. Its product is annotated as 6-phosphogluconate dehydrogenase, decarboxylating 2-like. Gene Ontology annotation, cellular component: cytosol. Gene Ontology annotation, molecular function: phosphogluconate dehydrogenase (decarboxylating) activity; NADP binding. The record is from RefSeq and is a predicted model, not a curated record. Gene Ontology annotation, biological process: pentose-phosphate shunt; pentose-phosphate shunt, oxidative branch. Bases 160 to 1611 code for a protein of 483 amino acids. The transcript is spliced from 2 exons. NCBI's taxonomy places the organism in Eukaryota, Viridiplantae, Streptophyta, Magnoliopsida, Ericales, Balsaminaceae.